CUUCCGAUUUCCGGUCGGCUCCCGCCCCGCUCCGCCAUCAUGAAGCCCUGAACAAAAAGCGAACGAGACAGGAAGAGAAAAACAGGGAUGGACCUGUCGAUGACAGAAAGAGACGAGCUGAACGUGUGACACCGACGGCGUGAGGAAAGAAAUGAUGCAGAUACGCGCAGCAGAGGCGGAAUAUCGGGCUGUGGUUUAAAAAGAGCGACCGUUAAACCGACAGUCAGCUGAUCGAGUCCGUUAACGGCCGUGUUAUCCAUUUAAAUACGUAUGAACGGACAGAUCGAGUUUCUCGCCACUCUUCGCGAUCAUUACGUUAGAAAUCGAUGGAUCGCUAUUUAAAUCGAUCGCUUUUUGUGAAGUGAGACCGGGGACGGAGAGGCCAGAUUUACCUCAGGAGGCCGGAGCUAGCUUACUAGAGCUAGCUUCAGAGGAUCCCGUACACCACGGCGCUGGCCAUGCCGUCGAGUGCGCGGGCUGGGAGUCUCAAGGACCCAGAGGUGGCGGAACUUUUUUACAAGGAGGAUCCUGAGAAACUCUUCACAGACCUGCGGGAGAUCGGCCAUGGCAGCUUCGGAGCCGUCUACUUUGCCCACGACAUCCGCACCAAUGAGGUGGUGGCCAUCAAGAAGAUGUCCUACAGUGGCAAGCAGUCUAAUGAGAAAUGGCAGGAUAUCAUCAAAGAGGUUAAAUUCCUUCAAAAGCUGCGGCACCCCAACACGGUGGAGUAUAGAGGCUGCUACCUGCGUGAACACACAGCAUGGCUGGUGAUGGAAUACUGUUUGGGCUCGGCCUCAGAUCUGCUGGAAGUGCACAAGAAACCAUUACAGGAAGUGGAGAUUGCAGCAAUUACCCAUGGUGCAUUACAGGGUUUGGUGUACCUCCACUCGCACAACAUGAUUCACAGGGAUGUGAAAGCAGGUAACAUCUUACUGACAGAGCCUGGCCAGGUCAAACUGGGAGACUUUGGCUCCGCCUCCAUUGUUGCUCCAGCCAACUCCUUUGUGGGCACACCUUACUGGAUGGCUCCAGAGGUGAUCCUCGCCAUGGAUGAAGGCCAGUAUGAUGGAAAGGUUGACGUGUGGUCACUCGGCAUCACCUGCAUAGAGCUUGCGGAGAGAAAGCCUCCCUUGUUUAAUAUGAAUGCUAUGAGUGCCUUAUACCACAUCGCCCAGAACGAGAGCCCGGUCCUGCAGUCUAAUCACUGGUCGGAUUAUUUCCGUAACUUUGUAGACUCUUGUCUGCAGAAGAUCGCCCAGGACAGACCUACCUCUGAUGUGCUGCUAAAACAUCACUUCCUGUGCCGUGAGCGUCCGGUGACCGUGGUGAUGGAUCUGAUAGCACGCACUAAAGACGCCGUGAGGGAGUUAGAUAACCUGCAAUACCGCAAGAUGAAGAAGAUCCUCUUCCAGGAAACACACAAUGGUCCUGCCACCGAGGGAACCGAAGAGGAAGAGGAUGUUGAGCAGUACAUGUUGCGGAUGGGCACAGUGAACAGCAUGGAGAGCUCCCAUUCACUGCCGUCUAUGUCGAUCAGUGCCAGCUCCCAGAGUUCUUCAGUCAACAGCCUUGCAGAUGGAUCGGAUGACAGCGGAGAGAUGGCUAUGAUGCAGGAGGGCGAGCAUACAGUGACCUCUAACAGCUCAGUGCUGCACAAACCACUGAACCAUGAUAACAUCUACGACGACCCCUACCAGCCGGAGAUGGAGUCCCAGCAGCAGGGCCCCUCUGGGGGUCGCAGACGCAGAGGAAGGGACCACUUCGCCACCAUCCGCACAGCCUCUUUGGUGACCCGUCAGAUCCAGGAGCACGAGCAGGGCUCGGCGCUGAGAGAGCAGAUGUCCAGAUACAAGCGCAUGAGGAGGCAGCAUCAGAAACAGCUGAUGGCUCUGGAGAACAAGCUGAAGGCCGAGAUGGAUGAACAUCAGCUGAGACUCGACAAAGAACUGGAGACGCAGAGGAACAACUUCAGCAGUGAAGCAGACAAGCUCAGUAAGAAGCACCAGGCCAUCCUAGAGAAAGAGACUAAGUCCGGUCUUGCAGAAGAGAAGAAGUUUCAGCAGCACAUCUUGGCCCAGCAGAAGAAAGAGCUGACCAGCCUGCUGGAGUCUCAGAAACGGCAGUACAGGCAGCGAAAAGAGCAACUUAAAGAGGAGCUCAAUGAGAACCAGUCCACGCCAAAGCGGGAGAAGCAAGAGUGGCUAGUUCAGCAGAAGGAGUGUCUCCAGCAGAUCCAGGCAGAAGAGGAGGCCAGUUUGCUACGCAGACAGAGGCAAUACUAUGAGUUGCAAUGUCGCCAGUACAAGAGGAAGAUGCUGCUGGCUCGCCACAACCUGGAGCAAGACCUGCUGAGAGAGAAGACGAGUGAGGACAAACUGGUAAAUUUGCUUGACAUAGACCUGAACAAGAAACAGACUUUAAAGGACCUGGACUGCGCCAUGUUGCUCCGCCACCACGAGUCGACUCAGGAGCAGGAGUUCAGGCAGCUGGCUCUGGUGCAGCGCACGCGGGCCGACCUGAUCCGGACGCAGCACCAGACCGAGCUCACUAACCAGAUGGAGUACAACAAACGGCGUGAGCAAGAGCUGCGGCAAAAGCACGCGGUUGAAGUCCGCCAGCAGCCCAAGAGCCUGAGAGUGAGUGGCUGUGACCUCACGGAGAAUGCUGAAGAAGGGGAGGGGCCUCAGAGGGAGAUUGAUGAAGGGGAGGGGCUUGAAUCUGAAAGGGAUGGGCCUCAUAUGGAGGGGGAGGGGAGUGAUGAGGGGGAGGGGCUUGAAAUGAAAGGGGUGGGGCUAAAGGAACAGCUGGAAGAAGGGAGUAGAGAUGGAGAAAAGAUCGAUGGGGAUGAGAUCGAGCUGGUAGGGGCUGUUGAAGAGACAGCUGAGCAAGAGAAGCGUGAAAUAGAAGUUCUUGAAGGAAAUGACACUGAAGACACAUUUACCGACCAAUGUGAAAUGAUAGACAGUGAAGGAAAAGAGGAAGAUGUGGAGAUCUCAGCUGACAGUUCCGAGCAAAUGUUAGAUGAACAGCAACAGGUGGAGGACAAAAUCGACAGCGAUCCCAGACAAGUAGAAUUGCUUCCUUGGGAUGACGGUAGUGAAUCGGAGUGUGAGGAAGAGGAUAGGGGUGUAGCCGACGGAUGUCCGUCAGAGAUAAUGCACGGCCCUUCUUUUGAGCGCCGUCCUCACGAGCGUGACAUAGAUGAACUCUCUGAGUUCUACUUCCCGGAUACAUUAGAAGAGCUGGAUCCUCCGCCCGUCUACACGCCUCCUUCCCCGUCCUCUUCUUCCCAGCCUUCCCUUCACUCGCUCUUUUCUCACGUGAUCUGUCUCGCUCUUUCGCUUUCUGCUGCCGUGCAGCCGUCUGUCCUCACCCUCCUUUUCCUUUCAAUCUUCCUGCUUUCCUUGAGACGCUCGCCUCCGCUUCCUUCGCUCGCUUCGAUCCUUCUCUCCGGUGAGCUGGCCUUCCUGGCGCUCUUCUUUUCCUACCUAUUCCUGCGUUCCUGCUGCUCGCUCUCGUUUUCCACGUACCUUUCUCUAACGUAUUGGGGCUCGGGCCUGUUCAGUUUGGGUUUGUCUUUAAGCUUGGGACUCUAUUACGUCCCGGUAGCCUUGAUCUCGGCGUCCUUUCUCAGCUCGCCCUCACUUUUCCUCACCCUCUAUCUUGUGGUGGUCUUGGUUGUACGUCCGGCCAGGGUUUUCCUCCAAAACACCCCACGCAAACUCAAUCGCCUCUGGAUGCGAGUUCUCUUCCGCUUGCCGAAGCCGCUUUUCACCGUGUGCCAGUCGCUUCUCGGCGGCCUGACUGAACGUAGCCUCUACGAUAUGUUUCCUAAAGCCGGACGCAACUGGGGUGGGCGGCAGUCUAGAAUCCCUGUGCCUUUAAAAAGCCUUCGUGCAGAGUAUCAGGCCAAAAGCAAAUCCUCGGUUUUGUUUGCACGCUGCUUGCUUCUGGGCCGACGGUUUGUCCGCCGACCUCUCGGCACUCUGACGGACCUUGCUAACUCCGUAGUGCUGCGUUUAGCCAAGUGUUUGCUGAAGGAGCUGCCGCAGAAUUACCUGAAACGGCUGCAGACAUUCGGGUUGCUGCGCAGAGAGAGACCCAGCAAACUGCCGAUUCUCCUGCCUAGACCCGUGAGGGAACAGAGGCGGAGGACGAGGGAGAGGAGAGAGAAGGAGAGGAGGAGAGAGAGGAUGUACAGGGAAGAGGGGAGGUGGGAGAGUGUUUUGAGGAGAACCCCUUCAGGGAGGAGUUUGAAAGGAAAGAUGGUGCCUUGGAGAUAGAUUGAGACGGAGGAAGGGAGGUAUGCGAGCAUGAACAUGCCAUUCAUCCAUCUUUCUUUGUGUUUCUCUCUGUUCUUCCAGCUGAUUUAUUUUAGCCCGUUUGCUCACGUGCCGGUUUUACAGGGAAGUACUCGGUUAAAGAGAGAGUUCACACAAAAUUAACUGCAUUUGUCCCGCAAACCAUUUCAAAAACAUAAAACCCGUGUUUAAUCUUCAAAACACAAAUGAAUGCAUGGAACCUGAGAGGUUUCAGUCUCUUAAUAAUAACAAAAUAAAUUAGUAAAGGAUAUCCUUUAGAUGAUGAAACGGCUCGAUUUCUUGCGGAUUCGUUUUACAAUGCCUUUAUGAACUUUUUUGUUUUUCUCAGUUUUGGUUGCCAGGACUUUCAAUGAAGGGACAGAAAUCUCUCAGAUUUCGUUUAGAAAUAUAAAAUUGUGUUUUGAAGAUUAACCGAAGCCCUAUGCGUUUGGAAAGACCUGAGGGUGAAAGUAAAUGACAGAAAUGCUAUUUUUAGGUGAACUGUUCCUUUAAAAUUGAUUUCAACUCCCUCAUUCACUGUCGUCACAGGUGAAUGGAAAGCUUCAGUCGAUUAUUGUGCUUUUUGUAAAAGUUUUUGGGGUUUUAUUAUUAUUUUUAUUUUAUUUUACUCAAGUUAUUUUCUUCUCAAAUAGCAAGAGCUAUAUGUGUUAUGGUAAUUUCUUAAAGCCAUGUCUGUGCAAUCCUGAGUUAGUUUUUAUUUUGUUUUGAAGGGAGUCUUAAUUUCAACAACGAAAUUGUAUUGUAUUGCGAAACCAAAAUGGCUCUUUGUGAAAAUGUCCAGGCCUUUCAAUGAAGCCAUGCAUGUUAAUUGCUAACUUAAUUCACUGUGCCUACUGUGAAAGUAGAUCAUUAUACAAUGCUUUACACUAUAGAUCUCCCAAAAACAUUACACUACAAGCUUACUCUUCAAGAAGUGCAAUAGAAGUUCAUUAGAUGAAGCGCCAAUGGUUUUUCCUACUUCUCAAAAAAUGUUUGUAUUAAAAUAGAAACUAGGCUGCAUUUUGUUGCAAAAUCAGUAUUUUGUACCAUUUCAAAAGCUUCAGAUCAACUACAAGCAGCUAAAACUUUAAAAAGCAAUUAAGAGUCCUCUCACUGGAGAUUUCCGAGGCAGGGCCUCAUUAAUGGCAAUCAAAUGCUUGAAAUAUUGAGCAAAAUAAAAUCUGCAUCCUUGCCAAAAUCACCUGCACCAGUUAUAUAUUAUAUUAUAUUAUGUGUUAGGGAAGGGGUUUUCCCACCUUCAGAUGGAUGAACAAUGCUAUUAAUUCAGUUCUGCCACUUUAGCAGUGAAUGUUUGUUAAAUUAAACAUCAAUCUCAUAACUUAAGGUGAAAUAUUUACUCUGAAAUGUGGGUGAUCUGUUAUAAAUUCAAUAUGCAAUAUGCAAUUUAGAUGAAGGACCCUGAUGUAUUAUUAAAGAGAUUGGAGGUUGAUGUGCUUUUGUGGCACAUACAAGUUUAUAUACUUGAGAUAGUUUAGCACCAAAAAUUAUUUUACUCAACGGUAUAUAUGAGCAAAUGUCUUUUGUAGACUAGUGGAGUUGGGGAUAAAUAUAAACUGGUUUUAGAAAAAUGUGUUAUUGCACUAGAGGCAAUGAUCUGAUCAUAUUUACCAUGUAAACAAGUGUUUUGAUCAUAUCCUUAUGAUGAGAGACCUAGCCUGUUUAGAUUUAUUCGCAAGUAAGCCCUAGGUUUUCCAACGUUUGCAUGGCAUUAUUUUAUAUUUAUUAAUACUCUUAUUACUGCAUAUUAAAGGCUAUAGUAAGAAGCCAUUGUGACAAUCAUCUUAAUGUAAAGUUGGACAGGAAGUAUGCAAAUUGACAACCAAAGAUUUGUACAAUAAGAAAUGAAGAGGUGGAUGGUUGGAUUGAAUAUGAAUAGCUUGCACUGCACACACAAAUCAUUUUUAUUUGAAAUGCUCUGUAAAAAAAAUUACCAAAUACUAAAAGGUCUUCAUAGAAAUCUUAAGAUUAUCAAAGGGACCAAGAGUUCAUUUCGAUUUUAGCCAUAUUUGUUGCAAUUAUUGGCUAUUUAAAAUUUCAAGUUUGUGUUAUUUUAAUUUUAUUUUUAUUUUUUGUCUUGUUACUUAAUGUUUACAUAUGCUGUGCUCCCUUUUGUUUUGUUUAACCAAAUCACAAAUUGUCUUUAUUAUUUGAGGAAUGUUUCUGUUAUUUUAUGUGUUGCAUUGCACCGUCUGUUUCAAGGCCACUGUGUGUGCGUUUCAUCCUCAUUUUGUGUGUUUGUGCAUGAAUGGAUGUUUACUUCGUUUAAGCAAAGAUUUCUGUCAUACAUUUCUGAAAUAAAUUUUCUUUAUUAUAA
Molecule: messenger RNA, 6636 nt
Organism: Carassius gibelio (silver crucian carp)
Lineage: Eukaryota; Metazoa; Chordata; Actinopteri; Cypriniformes; Cyprinidae
Gene: taok2b
Product: TAO kinase 2b
Exons: 17
Coding region: 459-4283 (1274 amino acids)
Biological process (GO): protein phosphorylation
Molecular function (GO): protein kinase activity; ATP binding
Source: RefSeq, a predicted model, not a curated record